Molecule: messenger RNA, 1725 nt
Organism: Aspergillus melleus
Lineage: Eukaryota; Fungi; Ascomycota; Eurotiomycetes; Eurotiales; Aspergillaceae
Gene: lap1
Product: Leucine aminopeptidase 1
Exons: 2
Coding region: 352-1320 (322 amino acids)
Biological process (GO): proteolysis
Molecular function (GO): metalloexopeptidase activity
Source: RefSeq, a predicted model, not a curated record
CUAUUUAAUGCAUCUGGUUCCUACCUGAUUUGAUGAUAAAUUAAUUGCCCACCGACGCAGCUCUGACGCAACAACGUCGUCUCUUGAUCGAGAACAACGGUACAACCCCUGUCCCCGCCCGCGUCUCCCGUCUGCCUUUGCCCCUUCUCCAAUUCUCGCUCCAACGGCUCCCCCUCACUGAUUCAUCACUUUGCUCAUCCCCGGAGCUGUUCAUGCCCAUUCUUACAAUCCAUCUCUUACACCCAGUAUCUACCUACAAUCUGAUUUCUUACUUGGUUUUGCAGUACUUAUAUCUUGGAUACCCUAAUCUAGCCCUUCAAUCUUUGAAAGCAGUUCCCGCCAUUUCCCAUCAUGAAGGUCGGAGCCGCUCUUGCGCUGGGCGCAACAGCUUCCACGGGGGUUUUGGCUGCUGUGAUUCCCCAGGCACCAUUGACGAAUCCGCACAUCUACCACAACCAAGAGAAAUACUUGAUUGAGCUGGCUCCUUAUCAGACCAGAUGGGUGACCGAAGAAGAAAAAUGGGCCUUGAAAUUAGAUGGCGUGAAUUUCAUCGAUGUUACAACAGAGCGAAAUGCCGGUUUCUAUCCUACAUUGCACGCACCGAGCUAUGUGCGCUACCCGUCGAAGAUGGAGCACACCGACGAAGUAACCACGCUCAUCAAAGAUCUAUCCAAAGCCAAUAUGCAACACAACCUGGAGAAAUUCACAUCUUUUCAUACCCGCUACUACAAAUCCCAGACAGGCAUUGAAUCGGCAACAUGGCUCUAUAACCAGGUUCUAGAUGUUAUCAAGAGCUCCGGGGCCGCGAAGCAUGGCGCCACUGUUGAUCAAUUCGCCCAUCCCUGGGGACAAUUCAGCGUCAUUGCCCGCGUCCCGGGUAAAACAAAUAAGACUGUUGUGCUGGGUGCUCAUCAGGACAGCAUUAACUUGUUUCUUCCCUCGAUCCUGGCUGCACCAGGCGCUGAUGAUGAUGGCAGCGGGACUGUCACCAUACUUGAGGCCCUGCGAGGUCUUCUACAAUCAGACCCCAUUAUCAAAGGGGAGGCGCCCAACACAAUCGAGUUUCAUUGGUACUCGGCGGAAGAAGGCGGCAUGCUAGGCUCUCAAGCCAUCUUCUCCCAAUAUAAACAGGACAAACGUGAUAUCAAAGCCAUGCUUCAGCAGGACAUGACAGGAUAUACCCAGGGAGCUCUUGAGGCCGGUCGCCAGGAGGCCGUGGGAAUAAUGGUCGACUACGUCGAUCAAGGGCUAACGCAAUUCCUAAAGGACGCAGUCACGACGGUAAGUGGGGAUCACCCUUAUUUAAGGCUUGCUUGCUGACGGUCGGCUUAGUAUUGCGAUAUUGGCUUCAUCAACACUAAGUGCGGCUACGCUUGUUCUGACCACACAUCGGCGAGUAAAUAUGGCUAUCCAGCAGCGAUGGCAACCGAAUCCGAAAUGGAAAACAGCAACAAACGAAUCCACACGACUGAUGACAAGAUCAAAUAUUUGAGCUUCGACCAUAUGCUUCAACAUGCAAAGCUGACCCUUGGGUUCGCCUACGAGUUGGCAUUUGCCCCGUUUUGAUCGCUCGCCUGACGUAAUGCAUGGAUGAUGUUAAACUUUCACGGCGUUCCGGGAAUUUAGGUCAUGAUCAGUACUAUAGGAGAAGUUAUAGGGAUAUUCUAAAUAGUGAUUUUUUGGCUAUGAUUUGAAUCUAAAGGACCGAGAUAGGUUACUGUCGAG